CGAAUUUUAGUUAAUACAAUUGUACUAAAAUGAUUUAAGAAUAACCAAUUUUAGUUAUUGCAAUUUAACCGAACGUUAAGUACUAAAAAAGCCCCAAAACCCUUCUACUACUGACGAAAAACACGGAGGCAAGUUGAUGGAAUCAGGAGAGCAAGCAGAGAACAACCCAGGACCGAUGGCAGAUUCAAGGGUAAGAAGGCGGCCGAACAUUUUAAUUACAGGAACGCCUGGGACAGGGAAGACAACGACCUGUUCUCUGUUAGCAGAUGACCCUUCUGUGAAUCUCCGUCACAUCAACGUGGGUGACCUUGUCAAGCAGAAGAACCUCCACGACGGCUGGGAUGAUGAGUAUGAAUGUUACAUUCUCAAUGAAGACCUGGUAAAUGAUGAACUUGAAAACUUGAUGGAAGAGGGAGGAAACAUUGUUGAUUAUCAUAGUUGUGAUUUUUUCCCGCAACGGUGGUUUGAUUUUGUGGUGGUUUUGCAAACAGACAACUCUAUUCUAUAUGAUCGUCUGAUUAGUAGAGGUUAUAUGGGGCAAAAGCUCCAGAAUAAUAUUGAAUGUGAAAUUUUUCAAGUAUUACUUGAAGAAGCACGUGAGAGCUAUGCUGAGAACAUCAUCAUGGCUGUCCAGAGUGAUACUAUUGACGAUAUCAGCAGGAAUGUAAAUAUGUUGAAAGAGUGGGUUAGAAAUUGGAGGCCAAGAAACCAAUAAGCAUUUUGGACGUGGUCUCCCGAGUCACUGUAAUACAUUAAAUUUUCUAGAGUGCACAUUCUGCGAUUUUCUUGGACUGAAUAUUGGAGGGGUAUUACAUUACGCUAAAUUUUGGUUACAUGAUCUUGUUGCUUUUGGUCACUGGGGAGUUUUUUUUGAAAUUGUGUUUUGAUAUCAAAAGAUACAGCUGGGUGAGCUGGGUGAAAAAUUAGUAUGGAAAAUGAUUCUCUGAAAAUACAGUUGUGUGUCCUAAGAUCUGGAAUGUACACUAUUUUGGUAGGAUGCUUGCAGUGAUAUUUCUUGUGAGCAUAGGAGUAUACAUUAUUUUAGUAGGGUGCUCACAUCGACAUUUUUAAUCAGCUAGCUUUCAGUGAGUUUCAAUGUCUAGCCAUACCAGAUAAGCAUAACUAAUAUGCUGGCCAUUCAAAUAAACACAAUCAAUCUGCAUGGUUUGUACAAGACAUUAUUAAUUUGCUAUUAUUAUAAAAUGUAUUUGUCAGCAAA
Messenger RNA from Cryptomeria japonica (Japanese cedar), 1219 nucleotides. Its product is annotated as adenylate kinase isoenzyme 6 homolog. Bases 137 to 715 code for a protein of 192 amino acids. Gene Ontology annotation, cellular component: nucleus; cytoplasm. Lineage: Eukaryota; Viridiplantae; Streptophyta; Pinopsida; Cupressales; Cupressaceae. The record is from RefSeq and is a predicted model, not a curated record. Gene Ontology annotation, molecular function: ATP binding; ATP hydrolysis activity; AMP kinase activity. The transcript is spliced from 4 exons.